UACUGUGAGACGCCGUCCAAGUGUUAUUUACCUUUUUUGUAGCUGUGAAAAAUGGAAGAAAUACGGAUAUUGACAGGGGUUUUUGCCGCAGCCUGCAUUCAGGAACCUUUUUUAAACAUCGAUUAUGACGAGGAAGAAAGUUUAGUGAUUUUCAACAGAUGUCUGAAAUGUCUAAGUCCUCGAAGUCGAUCGUCAGUAUUGAGAUGGUUGUUUGUGCAAAUGAGAGAAAGAAGAAGGCAUCGGAGGGAAGCAUUAUGUGAAUUGCUGCCAUGGUACUUAGGUAUGCAGACGUUCAAUUUGCAGAGGACUUUCGUAUGAAUCGACAGAGAUUUCGGGAACUGUAUGACUUGAUAGGGCAGCAUCUUGAGGAGCAAUUUUACAGUGGAAGAGAACCUAUUUUGCAUAAACUGCUGUUAGCGAUUUGGUCUCUAAGCACUCCAGAAACAUUCCGUGAGAUUGCCCAUCGUUUCGGAUACCGUUGUAGAGGAAGUGCCCAUCAUGUUUUGAGAAAAGUCUGUCGUGUAAUUGUGGAACACAGUGAACUAUUCGUCACAUGGCCAGCCAGAAAUGAAUAUGCAAAUAUUUCUGCGCAGUUUAGGUUCCCUUUUGCUCUUGGUGCAAUAGACGCGACGUAUAUACAGUACCCACCAAACUAUUAG
Daphnia pulex (common water flea) is the source of this 659-nucleotide messenger RNA. RefSeq lists its product as uncharacterized. Bases 270 to 659 code for a protein of 129 amino acids. The record is from RefSeq and is a predicted model, not a curated record. The transcript is spliced from 4 exons. NCBI's taxonomy places the organism in Eukaryota, Metazoa, Arthropoda, Branchiopoda, Diplostraca, Daphniidae.